CACGUCAAAGCUUACUUCAAACCUAGCAAUGGACCCGGGGCCGCACCAGAUCGCCAAUGUGCGAAACCUCCCGAGACCGAGUCGACAACCGCUCUAGGCCAUCGACGUGAGCGUGAAGUCGUUCGAGAAGGGGACCAUCACGUUGCCCGCGUACUGCGGGAAGCCCUCGAUGCCCGACAGGAAGGGGACCGAGCCCGGCACCUGCGCGGAGCAUCGCGGUCUCGCGACUCGGUCCGAACGGCCUCAAAAUCGAAAAGAAACCAGCCACGACCGCGGGACGCCGAGAUCGCACGGUGGAGGCCGAGAGCAUGCCCAUGAUGCCGAGCAUCGCCGCGCGGCCGUUGAGGAUCUCGCACUUGAGGCCACGCUCCUUCUGCUCGGCGGUGCGCUUGGUGGUGAACCCAAAGGGGUCCCAGAGGUUGAGGAGGAAGUGGCCGCCCGGGCCGCCCUUGCCCUUGAUCUCGGGGUAGAAGCCCGGCUUGCCGCCGCGCAUGUAGUGGACCUGUGCGUAAUCAAAUUCUCGCGGCGCGUCUCGGAUUAUGGCCUCCACGCCAUCGACGCGACGCCUGCUCGACGGCGUGGCGGUACCGGUUCCUCACCGCGCACCGAGCCACGACGGCCGCGUCGUCGCCGAGCCAUGACUUGGUGAAGAAUUGUCGGGUGUGAUUUCCACACGGUAAGGAACGUAGCCGUCCGGCUGCGACGCGCCCUCGCCGUACGACUCGAGCAUGCCGACGAGCACGAAGAUCUGGAGCUUGCCGUAGAGGGGGAUGUUGUCCCACUGCUCCUGCGGCGUGCAGCCCGCGACGUAGCCGCGGUACGGGAGGAACUUGUGCUCGCCGGAAACGAGGGGCGUGCACUGCGCGAUGAAGCCGAGGAACGCGGCCAUGGCGAUGCGGCCGUGCUUGAUCUCGGAGUGGCGGAGCCAGCCGAUCGUGGCCUCCUGGCCGACGCCGCCGUCGGCGUUGCCCUGCAUGCCCAAAGCGAAGGACAUGUCCGAGAGGCCGAGCGGGUCGUAGAAGCCGGGCGGGCCCGGGAUCGAGUUCUGGAGGUCGACGAGGUCCGACUUGGCGUCGGCGAGGACCGUCUUGGACGCGGCCGGCGUCGACGGCGCGACGAGGGCCGACGCCACGGGGGCGAGCGCGAGCGCGACGACGAGCUUCAUUUUAACCUGCGGGGACAUUAUGUCGCGCACGGCGCGCGGAGCGACGGUCGCGUCUCCGCCUCGCAGCGGCUCUCGCGGGGGCACGGCGAGGCCGCAGCGCGUCCGCCUCGCAGCGGCCUCUCGGCGAGCGCCGCGGUAUUCGCGGCGGCCGCGGCUCCAGCCUCCGGCCAGCACUCGCAGUUGAUGCGCGUUGCGCUAUGAUACCGAGCAGUGCUAGGUAUGCAUAGGCCGCUCGCGGCAGCAGCGCUGCGAUAAGCUGGGACUGGUGACGUUCGAACUCGCGUCCGACCGCCGCCGCGUUCGCAGCUAUCGCUUUUUUUUGCACCAGAUGCUAGCGCGAUGCUGCGUUCUGGCCUCAGCGAUGCCACCGCGAACGCUUACGGCGCGUUUGGCCCUUUUCUUGGCCGUCCGGCGCCGAACGAAAGAUGGCGGAGGGCGGAUCCAAGAUAAGCAGCUCAUCCGCUGAUGCAGCAUUUGCAGCGAGCUUGCAGCGGCGGCAUCUCGUGCAUGAAGGCGUCCCUCACGCUGAUUUUUUGACGAAGACUCCGGCUCCUACUCUUCCUUGAUGCACAAUUGAUCGAGGCUGCUGAUGAGGACACGAGCACGCAUCCUCGUCGGCCGCGGAAAAUCAGGGAGGCGUCGCUACACGUCGUGA
This is a messenger RNA of Pelagomonas calceolata, 1820 nucleotides long. The record is from the annotation of a GenBank genome assembly. NCBI's taxonomy places the organism in Eukaryota, Pelagophyceae, Pelagomonadales, Pelagomonadaceae.